CGGCUCUGUGAGUUUGGCAUCGCUGCAUAGACCCGAGCAGAUCACAUAAACAGCGAUAUUAAAAUAGAUCAAGUCUCAUUUCUGCGACAUCAAGAGGGACAGAUCAUACCAUCAUCAUGGCAGAAAACAUAAUCAUCCGUGUCCAAUCUCCAGAUGGAAUGAAAAAAAUCCCCUCAACAAAGCGUGAGACAGCUGCAGCUUUCCUUAAGAAGGUUGCCGAAGAGUUUGGCUUUAGUUCAAAUGGUUUUUCAAUCUACCUGAAUCGGGACAAGACUGGAGAGAUCCUGUCACAGAAUAAGACUCUCAGCCUGCUGAAAAUCAAGCAUGGGGACAUGCUUUUUCUGUACCCAUCCUCAGCUGGACCCUCCAGUGAGAACAUGGACACAGCUCAGCCUCACACUUCUUCUUCAUACCCCUCCUUCCCUUCCUCCUCCUCCUCAUCAUCUUCCUUAUCCCGCUCACACUCUGCACCACAGAUCCCAGAGGAUGAGAUUGACCAGUAUCUGUCCAAACAGGAGGGAAAGAUCUACAGAAACAGAGAUCCCCAGCUGUGCCGGCAUGGUCUCAUGGGGAAAUGUGUGCACUGCGUACCUUUAGAGCCUUUUGAUGAAGACUAUCUGAACCACCUCGACCCACCGGUCAAGCACAUGUCCUUCCACGCCUACAUCCGGAAACUGACGGGCGGAGCAGACAAGGGAAAGUUUGUGGCACUUGAGAAUAUCAGCUGUAAGAUUAAAUCUGGCUGUGAGGGUCAUCCGCCAUGGCCAGAGGGCAUCUGUACCAAAUGCCAACCCAGCGCCAUCACUCUCAACAGACAGAAAUAUCGACAUGUGGACAACAUCAUGUUUGAGAACCACACCAUUGCUGACCGUUUCCUUGACUUUUGGAGGAAGACGGGCAACCAGCGGAUGGGGUACCUGUACGGACGCUACACCGAGCACAAAGACAUCCCUCUCGGCCUUCGAGCCGAGGUUGCCGCCAUUUAUGAACCUCCUCAGAUCGGAACCCAGAAUAGCUUGGAAUUGAUUGAAGAUCCCAAGGCAGAAGCAGUUGAGGAGAUGGCUGCAAAACUGGGCCUACGGAAGGUGGGGUGGAUUUUCACAGAUCUGCUGUCAGAGGACACCAGGAUAGGCACCGUUCGCUACACCAGAAACAAGGAUUCAUACUUCCUUAGUGCAGAGGAAUGCAUCACAGCUGGACACUUCCAGAACCAACAAUCCAAUGCGUGUCGACUUUCUCCAGAUGGACAUUUUGGAUCCAAGUUUGUCACAGUGGUGGCAACAGGUGGUCCCGAUAACCAGGUGCACUUUGAGGGGUAUCAGGUGUCCAAUCAGUGCAUGGCUCUGGUGAGGGAUGAUUGUCUACUUCCAUGCAGAGAUGCUCCUGAACUGGGCUAUGCCAAAGAGUCCAGCACAGAGCAGUACGUCCCUGAUGUCUUCUAUAAGGAUACAGACAAAUUCGGCAAUGACAUCACGCAUUUAGCCCGACCACUGCCAGUGGAGUACUUGAUCAUUGACAUCACCACCACUUUCCCAAAAGACCCUGUAUUCACCUUCUCCUCUACUUUUCGCUUCCCAAUUGAAAACAGAGAUGCUUUGGGGGAGACCCAGGACUUCCACAGUUUAGCGACGUAUCUUUCCCAGUGUUCUUCCUCCUCCUCCUUCCUGGGCAUCGUCUCAGAUUUCCACCUGCUCCUCUUUCUUGUAACCAAUGAGGUCAUGCCCUUAGAGGACAGCAUCGGACUUCUGCUGGAUGCGGUGAAGACAUCCAAUGAGGAAUUGGCUCAGACCUGGAAGAAAUCAGAGCAAUGGGCCACAAUCGAUCAGCUCUGCAACACAGUUGGAGGGCAGCCAUCGGGAUCUAUGGAUUAUGCCAUGGGCGGCCAAACUCUCCCACAGUCCUCUUCGGCUGUGUGGUCCUGCCUCCACUGCACCUUUAUGAACCAACCUGGCACUGAGCACUGCGAGAUGUGCAGUUUGCCUCGCAGCUAAAACCACAAGAAUUCGGGCUGAACCGUACAUCCCACCGGGAACAGCAGUGAGAGUGGGAGUGCUUCCCUGUAUUCCUGCCGUUGUAGUAUGCCUAAUCCUUAACUCCUCCCCUCCCUCACUGACUGUGUCGGAUCUAAACGCCUAUGCCAGCCGCGUGCUUGAAUAUGCGCCCAAUCCAACGCUGUGAGCUGCAUCACUUGGAUGAUGAAUGAUGGCCGAAGAUGAUGGGUUUUGCCCAUGUAGCACUCUCUGUGUGAGCCCAGUGCAUUCUGGGACUUUUAUUUUGACAAAGCACUUGGGCGAAGCACCUUUCACCCUACCCAGUAUAGUCUUUCAGCGCCAUUGGUGAAACAUGAUCAAUUUCUCUGAUAUUAAACGUCUUUCCCCAACUAUCACUGAGGAUGUUGUGUAAAUAAUAAACUGAGAAGGAAUAAUGCUGUUAUUUAAUUUCAGAAGAUUUUAUACGUUGAGAGAAUUGACUUUUUCAAGCCCAUUUUUAGGUGAAUGUGCAGCUGAAAGAUUUUUCACGUCACCACGGUUUCUUAGAUCUUCAACCUUAGUGUUGCAAGUUCAGAACACUUUCUUCACCCAACAUGCAUGCUUUCUUGAUACACUUCCAUUCAUUUCCUUCACAUAAUCCCUCACUUUGUUUUGAUGGACGAUGAUUUUCCUUGAGCAACAGUUCUAAACGCUUGAUUAGAUUGGAGUUUGAAUGGUUAGUUUGGCUGCAGACCCAGAGCGAGGUUCCUUUUCCUUAAGAUUGUAAUUGACCAUUGACUUCUCAAGGCUUAAGAAACUGUGCCUGAUUGGUCGUAAAAACUGUAGCCACUCAACUUUGGCGCUGGUACCCUUUUCUGCACCAUUUCACUGUCAUCACCCCUUUCCUUUUCAAUUUCCCCUUCCGUCCCCUUGGCGCUUGUCGAGAUUUCAGUUAUGCUGAUUUUAUUUCCACCGUUCAGCCCUUGAGGAGCCUGCAUCAUUGCCCCUUCAAAGGGUUCUGUCAGGGCCAUCUCUGAACACGCUCGCCCACCUGUCGGCUCCACAUCUGGUGGAAAUGGAGAGAUUGAUUGAUGGGGAAGGAACAGAGCUACAAAUAUAAAAGCAAAAGUCUAAACUUAGUCCACUUGAUUGACAUCUUUGCCCUUGGACUUCACAUUUUUGUAAACCAGCCUCAGAUUUUUUAGAUUGGUCUGUGUAAUGUGGACAGAUUUUACUGGCUGGACACAGGGUUACACUGUCUUUUGACAGACUUUUUUCCAUUUGGUCAUGACUUCCUCAAUGUUUUAGAAACCAGUCCAAAGACAUGAUCUCUUAAAUAUGCAUUCAGGAGAGUUUCAGCCUUCUGAAAUGAUCUAGAUGUUUACAUUGCGUUAUAUUUUGUAGAGUUUCUUUAAAUUUCUUGAUUCCCAAACUCACCCAUAAUUUCCGACACUGUAAAAUUCAGUCUAUUGGUUCACUUAAAUAGGCACACAUUGGUCUUUGUCCACUGGAUAAAGGCUAUUUUUGGUUUAAAAAUGUGAGGUUUGAGGUUGUACACAGUCUUUCCUCUGAGCUGCGGAUAGCUGUACUUACAUUGUCACAAAACACAGGUGCCCUGAGUUGUAUGCUUUCAAUUGGUUUGGGGUUUUUAAAUAAGAGAAUAGUUCAACAAUAAAACUGAUUACUUUGGA
Messenger RNA from Pimephales promelas (fathead minnow), 3661 nucleotides. It is a transcript of the gene nploc4, whose product is annotated as NPL4 homolog, ubiquitin recognition factor. Lineage: Eukaryota; Metazoa; Chordata; Actinopteri; Cypriniformes; Leuciscidae. The record is from RefSeq and is a predicted model, not a curated record. Gene Ontology annotation, biological process: ubiquitin-dependent protein catabolic process. Gene Ontology annotation, molecular function: ubiquitin protein ligase binding; ubiquitin binding. Gene Ontology annotation, cellular component: nucleus.